Messenger RNA from Funneliformis geosporum, 280 nucleotides. The record is from the annotation of a GenBank genome assembly. Lineage: Eukaryota; Fungi; Glomeromycota; Glomeromycetes; Glomerales; Glomeraceae.
ACGAAGUAGGAGAAGUACUUCCCCCGCAUCUCUUAUUGAGGAAGUUGAACGGUUACUAGGCCAAAGACCAUCUAGCCGAUGCAAUCAAAGAAGCCAAACACGUUCAGAAUCUCCAGCUCGUAAUCCAUCUCAGGCUCCAUCUUUACCUCGUAACGAAGAUGGUGAUACAGGAAAUCUGACUGGAGGGAGAAAUAACACAAUGACUUCACUUAUCCAACCACCAUCUUAUGAAGCUUCUACUGGAAAUCAACAAUCAUCGAAUAGUGCGAAGGUGAUAUAA